GCCGAGAACGUGCAGGAAAAAACAGUGAUCAUACUGUCAGAUGUUGGAUCUACUUUCUGCAAAAAAACCCUAAGUGCACACGAGAAUGAAUUCACCAUUGCCGAAGAGUGGCGCCGGAAUAAAGUGCGAAUUGUUUAUGUAGCUAUAGAAGCAAAGUACAGAGAGAAUAUGGAAAGCGUUGCGGGCGGUGCACAUCAAGUUAUCCCUGUGUCGGACUUUGGAGCAAUGGACAAGAGUGUUGUGAAGGAAGUGCCAGCCAAGUUAUGUGCGCCUGUGGAAGAGUGGAAACCACCAGUUUCGUGCCAAUCUGGCGUCGAUAUCACGAAAGUCACAAAGUCUCUCGUUUUCAUACUGGACGCUACUGAAUCAAUAAGUGAAGAGCAGUGGAACAAG
Ostertagia ostertagi is the source of this 393-nucleotide messenger RNA. Lineage: Eukaryota; Metazoa; Nematoda; Chromadorea; Rhabditida; Trichostrongylidae. The record is from the annotation of a GenBank genome assembly.